GUUAACAUGGCUGCGACUAGUUAUUCACCGAGACGACCGUGAGCAGAGGAAGGCAGGGCACUGUGAGACUUUGCCCACUUCCGGUCAGCGAUGGCGCUUCAGCCGCGGUUCUGGAAAUGUCUGUCAGUUUGCAGGAACCUGGAAUGUGGGUUCGCAUCCCUCUCAACCAGUUCCACGCCGGCGGUGCAACCGGAUGUGGAGACUAAGGAAAAUGAAGCGGUGGCCCCAGAGUUCAUCAACCGGAACCCUCGGAAUCUGGAGCUCUUAGGUGUAGCCCGGAAAGAACGGGGCUGGGCUACAGUGUGGCCCAACCGUGAGUUCUGGCACAGGUUGAGAGUUGUAAAGACUCAGCAUCACGUAGAAGCAUUUGUUGAGCACCUUAACGGCCAGGUUGUGGUUUCAGCAUCGACUCGUGAAUGGGCUAUUAAAAAACACCUUUAUAGUACCAGAAACGUGGUGGCUUGUGAGAGCGUAGGGCGAGUGCUGGCACAGCGGUGCUUGGAAGCAGGAAUCAACUUCAUGGUCUACCAGCCCACCCCGUGGGAGGCGUCCUCAGACUCGAUAAAACGUUUACAAAAUGCCAUGACAGAAAGUGGUGUGAUGCUCCGGGAACCUCGAAGAGUCUAUGAAUAAAAUCCAAGUGUCAACUGUGGUUGGAAGUGUAAAUAUAAAACGACCAUCUACAGCCACCAAAAGAAAGCAUCUUCAUUAAAAGAAAGAAAAAGAGAAAGAAAGGAGCAUUUGGAAGGAUGGAUAAUCAGACUGAAAGCUUCAUAGCAAUGUAACAGUGAAAACUUACUCAGUUAGCUUCUUUCCACUUCUGUGUGUGCUGGUGUGGUUUCAUUGUUUUAAUCAAGGGCUUCAGGUGUCCCCAUUCUUGGACAUGAGAUGUAUUUAAGGAAAGUAGUGACUAUUUGAAGAACAAAUUAAAACGUUUGUAACAAA
Rattus norvegicus (Norway rat) is the source of this 945-nucleotide messenger RNA. RefSeq names its product mitochondrial ribosomal protein L18 (gene Mrpl18). Lineage: Eukaryota; Metazoa; Chordata; Mammalia; Rodentia; Muridae. The transcript is spliced from 4 exons. The record is from RefSeq and is marked provisional. Gene Ontology annotation, molecular function: structural constituent of ribosome; 5S rRNA binding. Gene Ontology annotation, cellular component: mitochondrion; ribosome; mitochondrial inner membrane. Gene Ontology annotation, biological process: translation; rRNA import into mitochondrion. Bases 91 to 633 code for a protein of 180 amino acids.